Fundulus heteroclitus (mummichog) is the source of this 2203-nucleotide messenger RNA. RefSeq names its product solute carrier family 52 member 3 (gene slc52a3-1). The record is from RefSeq and is a predicted model, not a curated record. Bases 769 to 2112 code for a protein of 447 amino acids. Gene Ontology annotation, molecular function: riboflavin transmembrane transporter activity. Gene Ontology annotation, biological process: riboflavin transport. Lineage: Eukaryota; Metazoa; Chordata; Actinopteri; Cyprinodontiformes; Fundulidae. The transcript has 4 exons. Gene Ontology annotation, cellular component: plasma membrane.
GUUUUAAACGUUGAGGACCCAGAUGACAACAGAACAGGGGCAGGUGCAGGAUGGAGAAAUAAAUGGUAUUUAUCGAUGAACUGAAUACCUUAUAUGAGGAACCUACAAUGAACAAAAAGAAACAUGGGAGCCUAAAUACUAUUUAGGUGUGAUUGAAACAUUUAAAAAAAUGAUGAGUAUAAUCCACUGAAUGAAUGGUGCUGAGUGGGGAACCAGGCUAAAGAGACCAUUGAAUAUACAAAAACAUGAACGAUUACAAGUAUAACGUGACACAAAAAGAUUGAGAUAGAAAUAGAAAGCACAGAAAUAACCAAAAAUACAAAACUCUGACAAAAGCACUCAUGACAAAAUUGAACCUCUUUCUUUUUUUGGUCCCCACCUACAGGAGAUGAGAGCCCGCAAUGAGCUCAUUGUUAGAAAAUACAUUUGGUUGAGUAUGUUUCCUUCUGUAAAAAGCAGAACCUGUAUUGUUAAACAAAUGUUAGAUACACCCCGAGUUUUCCCAGACUAAUUGACCUCCAUAACAGCAAUAAAGAGAUGUGCAGAUUUAGACCCUGCCCACAGUUACGUAGUGGGGCUGAUUGCUGGAGCUGCGAUGGACUCUGACCUACUCCACACCAGCACUUUAAGUCCUAACCUGUUUGUGCAAAGAGCAGCCAGAGACAGUCCGUCACUAACCUAGUUGUACAAUGACAGCAUGUUCAGUCCGACGCUUUGAGGAACUGGAGAACAUUGUAUGACAGAUCUUCAGACUGAUCUACUUUGAGUAUGGCUCUGCUCGUGCACCUUCUGGCUGCUGCCUUUGGCCUGGGGUCCUGGGUGGCAGUUAACGGUCUAUGGGUGGAACUUCCCCUCAUCGUCAACAGUUUACCUGAAGGAUGGGAGCUCCCCUCCUUCCUCACAGUCAUCAUCCAACUGGCCAACCUGGGACCUCUGCUGGUCACCCUCAUGCACAAACUAUGUCCGGGACGUCUUAACGAGCGUGCCGUCAUUUACUUCAUCCUCUCCAUUGGCAUCCUUUCUUGCAUCCUGCUUGUCUUCUUCUGGGAUAAAACAACAAUUGUUGCAGGGGAGCCACACAGCACAGCCUUCUUUGUCAUCACCUUCUUCCUCUCUUUUGUGGACUGCACAUCUUCGGUUACCUUCCUCCCUUUUAUGAUGCAGCUACCAGCAAAAUACAUAACCACCUUUUUUAUUGGAGAAGGGUUGAGUGGUUUCAUUCCGGGUGUAUUCGCUUUGGCGCAAGGUGUUGGCAUGACAAAGUGCGUCAACAGCUCUCAGACUUUAGGAAACUACACAGAUGAGGAAGUUUGGUCGCUACAAACAGAGUAUCUUCCACCAAACUUCUCCACAGAGGUGUUUUUCUCCUUCCUGGCAGCCAUGAUGUGCAUAAGCAUGGCUGCUUUUGUUGGACUGAACAGGAUUCCUCGGACAUUCGAGCUGUCCACAGAAAACCUUGUUCCGGACACAGUGGGUUCGGUAAGCUCUGGGUUGGAGAACCCAGGAGCAGAAACUGAUGGAGAGGGUAAGAGAAGUCAGAGGGAAGUGGAGGAGAAGAGCAGACCUCUCCUGGUUGAAUCACAUCACUCCAUGUACCACACGGCCUACAUCUACAUGCUUAUAGUCUGGAUUAAUGCUGUGACUAACGGACUGCUGCCCUCAGUCCAGACGUAUUCCUGCAUGCCGUAUGGGAAACUUGCCUAUCACCUUUCUGCAGCUCUGGCCUCAGUUGCCAACCCUGUGGCGUGCACAAUUGCAAUGUUCUUUCAAAACAGGUCUCUGAUAUUUCUUGGCAUACUGACCAUGUUGGGGACAGGCUUUGGCAGCUAUAACAUGGCUAUGGCAGCUAUGAGUCCUUGUCCUUUGCUUCGUGGGUCCGCAGUGGGAGAGGCGAUCAUUGUCCUUUCAUGGCUCAUGUUUACUGGGACGCUGUCCUACGUUAAAGUGAUGGUGGGUGUUAUCCUGAGAGAUCGGAGCCACAGUGCCCUGGUCUGGUGUGGAGCUGCAGCCCAGAUGGGCUCCCUGGUCGGCUCCGUCACCAUGUUCCCGCUGGUUAACGUUUACCGGCUCUUCAAGUCAGGAGACUUUUGCAACACUCAGUGUCCUUCAUGACAGUCGGUCUGAAAGACUCCAGACUCUCUGCUUUGGGAUGUUUGUUUAUUUGAUUAGUUUCCAGCAGUGAAAUAAAAACAAAUGGAUGUCC